Messenger RNA from Beta vulgaris subsp. vulgaris (sugar beet), 1586 nucleotides. RefSeq names its product pyridoxal reductase, chloroplastic. NCBI's taxonomy places the organism in Eukaryota, Viridiplantae, Streptophyta, Magnoliopsida, Caryophyllales, Amaranthaceae. Bases 90 to 1202 code for a protein of 370 amino acids. Gene Ontology annotation, cellular component: cytoplasm. The record is from RefSeq and is a predicted model, not a curated record. The transcript is spliced from 9 exons.
AACCGUUAAUUUUCGUUCAUUGAAUAUUACAUCACCCGCAAAAAAAAAAAAAAACCACAACGAAGGAGGCAGAGUUACAGAGCACGGCAAUGGCACUCUGUGCUCUCUCAACACAAACUACAUCAACAGCAACAAUUCACGCUAUCAAUUUCAGAGCUUCAAAUGAAACAAUACUUUCAAAAUCCACUUUCAAGCUCCCCCUUUUCUGGCCAUGGCAGAAGGUGAAAAUGGGCCCACUCAGUGUUUCUCCAAUGGGUUUUGGGACUUGGGCAUGGGGGAAUCAGCUCUUAUGGGGUUAUCAAGAAUCAAUGGAUGAUGAACUUCAGCAGGUUUUCAAUCUUGCUGUUGAUAAUGGCAUCAAUCUUUUUGAUACUGCUGAUUCUUAUGGUACUGGGAAAUUAAAUGGCCAAAGUGAGAAGCUUUUGGGCAAGUUUAUCCGUGAAUAUAAAGGGAAGAAAGGGCUGCAGGAUAACAUUGUAAUUGCAACAAAACUUGCUGCAUAUCCAUGGCGGUUGACUCCAGGGCAGUUUGUGAACGCCUGCAAGUCUUCUCUAGAUCGAAUGGAACUUGAGCAGAUUGGGAUAGGGCAAUUGCAUUGGUCAACUGCAAACUACAACCCAUUGCAGGAGAUGGCUCUUUGGGAUGGAUUAGUGGCAAUGUAUGAGAAGGGAUUAGUUCAAGCAGUCGGUGUGAGUAAUUAUGGUCCAAAGCAACUUGAAAAGAUACAUAAUUAUCUCAAAGCUAGAGGAGUACCUUUAUGCUCUGCCCAGGUGCAGUUUUCUUUGUUAAGCUUUGGAGAUGAGCAGAUGGAGAUCAUGAAUAUAUGUGAUUCUUUAGGCAUCCAGUUAAUCGCUUAUAGCCCUUUAGGACUUGGGAUGCUUACCGGAAAAUAUACUCUUUCAAACUUACCUAGUGGCCCCAGGUCCCUCCUGUUUCGCCAAAUUCUCCCGGGACUAGAACCUUUGCUGUGUUGUCUGAGAGCAAUAGCAAGUAGGCGUCAGAAAACUAUGAGUCAAGUAGCAAUUAACUGGUGCAUCAGUAAGGGUACAAUUCCUAUACCUGGUGUCAAGACAAUCAAACAGACUGACGAGAAUCUGGGUGCUCUCGGUUGGCAACUCAGUAAGAAUGAAAUGACUCAAUUGGAAGAUGCAGCGCGACAAUCUCCUCGCAGGAUGAUCCAGAACAUAUUUCAGACCAGGUGAUUGUUGAGUAAAGGAAGAAAGCAUGAGAAUCAUUCUGCCACAAAUUUCAAAUUAUAUUUCUCACGAUGUAAGAUAUUAUCCCAACUCCUGAAUGCAGCGCGCUACAUAUUACAUGGUGAAAUUUUCAGGAGAUGAUGGUGAUCCUCAAUUCAAUUUAAACUUUAAGGUGAUGUGCAACUUUCUUAUUCUGAUGGUACAUUCUAGUGAAAUCAACAUGAUUGGUAAUUUUCAAGUGCAUGUAUAUAAAGAGCUGGAAGAUGGAAAAGUAAGUAAACUCUUUCCUUCCUAUAAAUGAAGGUCUAACUCUUUAGCAUAAUGUAUUUAUCUGAUUCUCUAUUCAUUGAACAUAUGAAGGUUCUAAUUCUACUAGGUAAUUGAUUCUAA